CUUUAUCGUAGCGAUCACCGAAUAUUUAAAUGAUUUUGAAAUGGUCGUGUCUAUAUAUACAGCAAUUGUAGCGCUUUUAUGAUAAUUGCUGACAACAUGCAAAGAGGAGCCGCCAUUCAGUGUUAUGAGUGCAAUUCAGCGUACGAUCCAAGGUGCGGCGAUCAUUUCGAUAAUUUGACGUAUCCUUUAACGGACUGCCGGUACAAGUACAAGGGUCACCUGCAGUUAUAUGGUGCUACGAAAUGCCGGAAAAUGAUCGUCCAAGUGCAUAAUCAUCGACGUAUAAUACGGGAAUGUGCGUUUCUCGGUCAGGUUGGAUAUAAUGACGGACGAUGGUGUCUGGAACGAGUGGGAGCACGCUAUGUUAGCUACAGCGUUUGCUUGUGUGAUAAUAAAGACGGAUGCAAUUCGAGUGGGCUGAAUUCUCAGAAUAUAUUCAACGUUAUCCUUUUCAUCAGUGUAUUUUUAUAAUACGGCAGUACUAAUCGAUAUAUUUCCACUCAUGAUAAACGUUUUUCCAGAACGCAAAGUGAACUUCGUUAGUAGUUAGUAACGUCAAGUUAAAUUGCAUAGAACAGUGUGGUAGCACGCUCGGAAAAUGAUUAAAACAAA
Molecule: messenger RNA, 612 nt
Organism: Paramacrobiotus metropolitanus
Lineage: Eukaryota; Metazoa; Tardigrada; Eutardigrada; Parachela; Macrobiotidae
Exons: 3
Coding region: 79-471 (130 amino acids)
Biological process (GO): sleep; positive regulation of voltage-gated potassium channel activity; regulation of synaptic transmission, cholinergic
Source: RefSeq, a predicted model, not a curated record